GGUUUUCACUAGUAAUCAAAAUCAAACAAACCAAACCAAAAACUUUCGAUCCAACUGAAUAAGCCAACUGAUAACUUCAGUUUCAGUUUCAGCUUAUAGGUUGAGAACAAGAGGUUUUACCUUUCCAUUCCACCUUUACAAAUCCCAGUGAUCUUUCUUGGCGUUGAUGAUCUCUGAUCUUACCAAAACCCAGAGAUCUAAUUACAUCAGUUGAUGGCUAGGGUUAAGAACUGGUAUAAUAAUCAAUCAAAAUCAGCUUCUUUAAUUUGGUUCAUCUCCUUACUAAUCUUCUACGCUAUCUUCCGUAUGGCUUCUAAACACUCUCCUCUUUCUUUUAAAGAUGUUUCGGUUUCGAAUGGAGAGAGGUUGAAAUUGUAUGAGAAAAUGAGCAGGGAUUUGGAUGAGCAUGGUGCACUCUUUCUUAAGCACGGAGAGACUUCACAGUCGUUGUUACUUUCUGAUCUAUUUGAUAUGAAAAAUGGAUCGGUGACUCCUGCUUUGAAGGCUGCUAUUCCUCCUGUUCGAGCUAAUGUCCUGCAUUUGAGCACUGAGUACUCCCUUCCUAUCUCGAAAGCAGUGAAGGAUGUAUUUUCACCGACUCUUAGUGAAGUAAUUUGGUUUCAGAAUUCCGAGCGAUACCAUUUUAGUAUGUUUCACGCUUCACACCACAUUUCACCCGUUCCUGCUUCAGAAGAGGAAGUCGAGGCGGAAGUGGAUGCUGUAAAAUCAGUCGUAAAUCAACUCUGCCCGGUGACAAUUUUGUUAGAUCGGGUCGUUUUGACUUCAACUGGUGUGCUUUUGGGUUGCUGGCAGGUGAUAUCUGGGACGGAUCCUGUGACUAUCCGUUCUAAAUUAAGAAACGCUCUUCCCCGUGCACCAGAAAAGCAACUUUAUGCUCCUGCCAUACUUCAUACAUCACUUGCAAGGAUUCUUGGUCACCCUAAAAAUUCAUCCGAGGAAACGAAUGUCGAUUCAGAACUGCAACACUUUCAUGAAUUAGUAGCUCGUUUGAACAGUCGCAUCGUUGGAACUAAGGCAACAGUCUCUGAGCUAUGGUAUGUGGAAGAGUAUGACGUCUUGGCUUUGGCUUUAGAUGGAAAAAUGAAAAUACGUCGGUUCCAAUUUGGAUGUUCGAAAGCAUGAGCGUUGAAUAGAUUUAUUUUAUUUUUGAAACAGUUUUUUUAUUAUAAUUUUAUAAGCCUAGUUGUAGUUAAUCACGUAUCAUGUCGCGUUUGUAUAUUUCCGGGUGGUAUUAACUUGUUUGUGCUGGUAUGUAAGCCGGACUGUUGUUUGUGACAGUUUUGCUAAAAAAAUAUUAUGACAUUGGUAAUACAAUACAUAAAAUA
Molecule: messenger RNA, 1346 nt
Organism: Helianthus annuus (common sunflower)
Lineage: Eukaryota; Viridiplantae; Streptophyta; Magnoliopsida; Asterales; Asteraceae
Exons: 10
Coding region: 214-1143 (309 amino acids)
Source: RefSeq, a predicted model, not a curated record